AGCAUCACGAGUCCAGACACUGCACUGCACUGCAUCUCCAGCCAGCUGCACAACGAGACCUGGACAGGCAGCGGCACUCCGAACAAACGUGCUGCAAAGGAGAACCUCGUCUGACCAACUCGGACCGCGGUGCCCCCCAGCAGCCCGGCCAUGUCGUCUUUCUUCACAGUCCCGGGUGCCCAGAAGAAGAGGAAGAGGGCUCCCGGUGCUGAGAACCCCAAGAAGAAGGCGGCGCCCAGCAGAGCGCCACGCGGUGGUCAGCCCAAAGUCUCUGCACCAUCGCGCAGGCAAGCCGAGCGAGACGACGAAUCCAUCUCCGGCAGCGACGACGAUAGCGACGAUGGCCCCGUAGACAACGACCAGGUCAUGGGCGACGGCCCUGGCUCAGACUCCGAAAACGAGGGCGAGACAGCCGCCGAGAAACGCCUGAGACUUGCCGAGCGUUAUCUCGAGAACGUAAGGCAGGAGGUGGACGAGGCAGGCUUCGACGCUGCCGACAUUGACCGCGACAUCAUCGCCGAGCGCCUGCAAGAAGACGUCGCAGAGUCAAAGGGCAAGGUCUACCGGCAGCUUGCCCACCGCCUAGCCUUUGAACAGGCCUCCCACAGUCUCUUCCGAGCCAACACACACACCACAACCUCCGUCGCGACGUGCGCGCCGCACGCUUACACCGUCUCGAAAGACCGAACUCUCAUAAAAUGGAAGCUGCAGGACCUGCCUCACAAGCAAUGGCCGCAGACCACAAAGAAGAAGCCAAAGAAGCCCGACGCGCCCCCCAAGCGCAAGCCAGAAAAGCUCGCCAUGACGAGGGGCCAGACCAACAAGGCCAAGGACAAGGACUACAAGGGACACACCGGCGACAUUCUGUCCGUCGUGGCUUCGCAGGACGGCAAGUUUGUUGUCACGGCCGGCGCGGACAAGCGUCUCAUUGUGCACGACGCCAAGACACUGAGACCUCUCAGAGUCUUCACACACCACAGAGAUGCUGUCACAGGACUCGCCUUCCGGCGCGGCACCAAUCAGCUGUACUCGGCGUCCAAGGAUCGGACCGUCAAGGUCUGGAGCUUGGACGAGCUCGCCUACAUCGAAACCCUGUUCGGCCACCAAGACCACGUUGUGGAUAUCGACUCACUUGCACAGGAGCGUUGUCUCAGCGUCGGCUCGCGCGACCGCACCGCCCGCUUAUGGAAGGUCGUCGAGGAGACGCAGCUCGUCUUCCGCGGUGGCGCGAUCGACAGGAAGAACAAGCCCGACGUCGACCCUCGCUCUCUCGCCCACGAGGGCAGCAUGGACCGGGUGUCGAUGAUCGACGAGGAGCUUUUCGUCACGGGCAGCGACAACGGCUCGAUAGCGCUCUGGAGCACACAGAAAAAGAAGCCGCUGCACGUCCUGCCACUGGCGCACGGGCUCGACCCGCCGUUGGCACCAACGCAGGCGUCGGCCGAGAAGAACCCCGAUCCGAAGAAAGUAGUCCCCCCGCCGCAGCCUCGGUGGAUCACCGCGCUGCGCACAUUGCCGUACUCGGACGUCAUCCUGAGCGGGAGCUGGGACGGCCAGGUCCGCGUUUGGCAACUCAGCGAGGACAAGAAGAAGAUCGAGCCUGUCGGCGUUCUCGGCGGAGGAUCACCCAAGGGUUCGGUCAACGGCACGCACAAUCACAACGGUGUCGACGACGACGACAACAGCGAUGACGGCGAAGAAGAUGUGGCUGGCAGCAGCAGCAAAGCAUCCAAACCGUCAUCCUCGUCGUCAACACCAUCCUGGUCCCUCAAAGGCGUGGUCAAUGACAUAUCCCUCUUCGAGCGCGGCAAGCGUGGCAAGGACGGACUCUGCGUCGUCGUGGCCGUCGGCAAGGAGCACCGUCUCGGAAACUGGAAAAAGAUCAAGAACGGCAAAAACGGCGCCGUCGUGUUCGAGAUCCCCCGCCGACCAGAGGCUCCCGGGGACGAGGGAGAGGAUGGGGAGUCUGAUGUUGACGACGUGCUGCCCAGGCAGUAGAAUUUGUCCGAUCCCCUUGUAGUUCAAGACCCCAAAAAGAACAUAGCAUAGCAUGGCAUUGGCAUUGAUAUGGCCGGGCUUGACUUCAAGCCUGAUGUUGCCACACGUAAAUAUACCUUGUACAUAUCUACUUUUGCAUUGUUGGUAAAUGGCGAUAGCUGCCCCAACAUGAUGUCGACCUCUCGCCUUUGGCUCCCGGAUGCUGAAAAUGUAUUUGAAAUC
Messenger RNA from Microdochium trichocladiopsis, 2220 nucleotides. RefSeq names its product WD40-repeat-containing domain protein. The record is from RefSeq and is a predicted model, not a curated record. Bases 151 to 1998 code for a protein of 615 amino acids. The transcript has a single exon. NCBI's taxonomy places the organism in Eukaryota, Fungi, Ascomycota, Sordariomycetes, Xylariales, Microdochiaceae. Gene Ontology annotation, molecular function: snoRNA binding; protein binding. Gene Ontology annotation, cellular component: small-subunit processome.